Messenger RNA from Sphaerodactylus townsendi, 1130 nucleotides. Its product is annotated as rab proteins geranylgeranyltransferase component A 1-like. Gene Ontology annotation, biological process: protein geranylgeranylation; small GTPase-mediated signal transduction; vesicle-mediated transport. The record is from RefSeq and is a predicted model, not a curated record. Gene Ontology annotation, cellular component: Rab-protein geranylgeranyltransferase complex; cytosol; cytoplasm. The annotation marks the transcript as partial. The transcript has 7 exons. Gene Ontology annotation, molecular function: GDP-dissociation inhibitor activity. Lineage: Eukaryota; Metazoa; Chordata; Lepidosauria; Squamata; Sphaerodactylidae.
GUUUGCCUGAAUCCAUCAUAGCAGCCGCAUGUUCCAGAAGUGGCCAAAGAGUUCUGCAUUUGGAUUCGAGAGCGUACUAUGGGGGAAAUUGGGCAAGUUUCAGUUUCUCGGGAUUAUUGUCUUGGAUAAAAGAAAACCAGGAAAAGGAAGAUGCUUGUGAAGAAAGCGAAACCUGGAAAGAACGGAUCCUUGAAAAUGAAGAAAGCAUUCCUCUUCGCCAGAAGGACAACACCAUUCAGCACGUUGAGGAGUUCUGCUACGCCAGUCAGGAUUCCAUGGAAGAGGUGGAAGAAGACGGUGCUCUGCCAAAGCUCUCUGCUCCAGUUACUCCUGCUUCUAGUGAGUUCGUAGGAGACGCUCACACUACCAUGGAUGAAGAGCACUUGCCUUUAGAGAGUCAAUCGCCGGGAGACACAGGUGAAGAAACUUCCCCAGAAAGUUCUGCAGGGAGCCGCCCAGAAGUUGCAGGCGACCAGGAUAGCGAAGAAGUCACCUCUCCAGGUGAAGAGCCCCACAGCAACAUCACCUCCGAUCAAUCAGUAUCGGGAGCGGAGGCCAAUGAAUCCACAUCAAUAGCGGAUGCUACUGCUGAACCGGAGCAAAUUACUUAUGCCCAAAUUGUUAAAGAAGGCAGGCGAUUUAAUAUUGAUUUGACUUCCAAGUUGCUGUACUCCCGGGGACUGUUGAUAGACCUUCUGAUUAAGUCCAACGUUAGCCGAUACGCUGAGUUUAAAAAUGUCACCCGGAUUCUUGCAUUUCGGGAAAAGAGAGUGGAACAGGUGCCCUGUUCCAGAGCCGACGUCUUCAACAGCAAGCAGUUGACCAUGGUGGAAAAAAGAAUGCUGAUGAGGUUCCUGACAUUUUGCCUGGACUAUGAAGAGCACCCAGAUGAAUAUCAAGCUCAGCAGGACUGUAAGUUUUCGGACUACUUGAAAACCCAGAAGUUGACUCCCAACCUGCAGCAUUUCAUUUUGCAUUCCAUUGCCAUGGUCUCAGAGGCAGACAGCAACACCAUAGACGGCUUGAAGGCAACACAGAAAUUUCUGCAGUGUCUCGGCCGCUACGGCAACACUCCGUUCUUGUUUCCUCUGUACGGGCAAGGGGAGAUCCCGCAGUGCUUCUGCCGGUAA